Molecule: messenger RNA, 2840 nt
Organism: Paraphaeosphaeria sporulosa
Lineage: Eukaryota; Fungi; Ascomycota; Dothideomycetes; Pleosporales; Didymosphaeriaceae
Exons: 2
Coding region: 137-2635 (832 amino acids)
Biological process (GO): ubiquitin-dependent endocytosis
Cellular component (GO): plasma membrane; cytoplasm; cytosol
Molecular function (GO): ubiquitin protein ligase binding; protein-macromolecule adaptor activity
Source: RefSeq, a predicted model, not a curated record
AACCGAACACCUCGCGAUCCCAGCCUGCGUUGCACGCGACUUUGGGACACGUCCGCGCGCCGAUUGGGUAGGCUGCACCGUGCCGCUUCUGUAGACCAGGUGCGGGUUGCCGCAUGAUGUUUGCAGGCCACAGAGCAUGACUUCCAGUCCGACCGUUACCUCGAGCCCCUCCGUCUCUGGCAGAUCGCUGCUGUCUCGACUCCGCGCACCUCUCAAGUCCAAGACGCGCAACUUCACCGAGUUCUACAUACAGCCAGAUGACCCCCACCGGCAGUAUGCUCCGGGAGACAUCAUCAGUGGCAGUGUUAUAGUCAAGAUCAUCAAGCCAUUGCGCAUCACUCAUCUGGUUAUCUCACUGCAUGGCUAUGCGCAGGUCUUUAAGAACCCAAACUCGCCCGGCGAUGCCUACAAGAACUACAGUACGACGGUGGGGUCAGGGAAAGGCAAGAAGACCGGGAGCUAUUUCGGCAAUGGCUUCGUCUCGCUUUUUGAGGAUGAGGCAGUUCUAUGCGGCGAAGGAAGGUUGGGAGAAGGCGUGUACCACUUCAACUUCGAGUUGGAGUUUCCGUCCAAAGGCUUGCCCAGCAGUAUAGACUUUGAGCGCGGGACCAUAUCAUAUAUGUUAACUGCCAGCCUAACAAAACCGACCACGAUGUCUCCCGUAUCGUCGUGUGACACCAAGGUCAACUUUAUGGAUGUCAUCGAUGUUGCCGCCAUACCUGAACCGAAGCCCAGGGCUAUAUCGUUAGAGCCUAUAUCCAGAAGGGGGCGAACAAGGACUCCAAAAAAGCUGCCGCAGGUGCAGGAGGCAACGCUGCAAGUGCCCGACGGUGUGGAGCCAACACGUAGUGCACGCGCAUCGGACGCGAACCUCGGUAUUGAAGAAGCUGACCACCCGAGAAGUCCGGCACCCAGCGAUACAAGCUUUGAGAGCCAGAUGAGCAGCGGCAAUGCCUCUGGUACAGAAUACGGCGUCCGCUCAGUGAACACUGCCUUGGACAGUACUUUGGCAAGCGCCAAUCAGACAAAUGUAAAAGGCAAGAUCAUAACAGCAUCGAUUGAGCUCUCGAAGGGCGGUUUCUUGCGGGGUGAUAACAUCGCUCUAAGGAUAUCGGUCAAUCAUACGAAGCAUGUCAGGAGCCUGAAAGGCAUUAUCAUCACGCUUUACAGACAAGCAAGAGUCGAUAUGCAUCCCGCAUUACCCGUCUUGCCAAACAGCAAAAACGAUAAAGCCAAAUCCGAGGAUUAUUACCCUAAAUCACGCACAGGUCUUGGUGGCUUGUCUCUCUCUUCCGCCGGGUCAAGCCAUCUGUUUCGCAAGGACCUUUCGCAGUCUUUUGCUCCUCUCUUCGUCGACCCAAGAACGCUCACUGCAGAGGUCAAAUGCUCUGUCAGAGUACCUGAUGAGGCUUUCCCUACUAUUUCUAAUGUACCUGGCGCGAUGAUAAGCUUCAGGUACUUUGUUGAAGUCGUUGUUGAUAUUCAAGGGAAACUCUCGGGUUUAGAUCGAAUCCUUCCUGCCGCUGGCCUAGUGCCCAUGAGCUCCAACUCCGGCAUGGCAGGUCUGGGACCUGAAGAUUCCAAUGGCAGUAUGUUCUCCUCCUGGGGUGGCAACUUCGCAGACACGGACUCGAUCCGGCGCGAAAAGGGCGUAGUAUCGAGCCUCUUCGAGGUUGUCAUUGGUACCAAGGAUAGCGAAAAGAAUGGCAAGCGCAAGGCGCAGCCUACAGAAGUCAGGCCAGACGUACAGGAGAUACCGUUCGAACAAACUCCUUCAGUAGGUGGAGAGCAGCAGGAUCAGGAUUACUAUGGAUACGAUCAGGACGGCCAAUACUACGAUAAUUACGCAUACGAUGGCGUCUACGACGAAGCGCCGGGUUACCAUGAUAGCGGCAGCUCCCAAGCACCCUACAUCCCACAAGCGGAGAACGAGGAAGGACUGUCCGAGAAGGAGCGAAUACGACGGGCAGAAGCGCGUCUACUACCCUCCCAGCCCCCUCAAGAAGGCGGGCCAUCAGCCCCAUCUGAGAUACCGCGCGGCAUACCGCCCUCAGCGCCUGUGCUCGAUGAUGAUGAAGACCUACACCCCCCGUACGUUGCGGCGGAGUCAUCAGCAGCCGCUUCCGGACCUUCAUCGCACCCACCAUCUUUCUCCGCUGCCACCGCUUCUUCGUCACAGGUGUUGACACGCACAGUCACCGAUGAUGAAAGCCGGACAAUCACUACAGGCUCCUCGUUAACCAUCAACGCCCACACCACGCAGCCCCCUCCUUCCACCGCAAAAGAUCCGAAUGCAACCAGAAACCUCCCCGCUCUGCCUCCUCCUUCGCCAGCUGCCGCGCCAGAUUACUCUCCCUCAUCAGCGCACGUUCAGCCCACAGACGACAAGCAAGAGCUCCAGCGAAGAAGACUCCAGAUGGAAGCGAGCGCCCCGCCGACAGAUCCUGAAGAGUCAUCGUCAUCGCUCCAUCCUUCUGCGCCUCCGACAGACACAAUGCACAACCUCACGCUCGCUCCUUCAGCACCGAUGCUCGAUGACGACGACGAAGGCCUUGUGAGCGCCGUGAGGCCAGUGCCUAGUCGAGGUCACAGCGAGGUACCGGGCAGCGAGCAGUUGCCAGAGUACCAGCGGUAGCGCGUUGGCGAAGGUUGAACUCGAUAUAGUAACUACAUCAUUUGUGUAACGACAUCUAGAUCAUGCGUUCUUUGUAAUGUGUACUUGGGGAUUGGGUUUUGGCGUAGAUCCGGCGCAUGUAGAUUGGUUUGUGAAAUGGCCUUGUUUCCUUUUCUUGGUUGGACUUCAUGAUACCUGUAUGUAGAGCAAUGCGAGCGAGCUAUGA